ACAUAGAACUUAAAAGUCCUGAUAUCAUGAAAAUGAAAAGAUAUAAUUGAUAGGUAAACUUGAUUGGAAAAUUGUGACAUUUUUAAAAAUUAAAAUUACUUAAGUUAAAUCAAAAAGAAAAAAAGUAUUUUAAAAGGUCAAGUCGUGUUUAGUUUCCUUCUCGAUUAUUUAUCAAUUAACGUUAAAAAGAUUUACUUCACGUAUACGCAUCGGUAUUCAUCAGUAAUCAUCGGUAAAUAUUCGAAUAAUAUACUCAAGCUGAAAAGUAAUCCGUUUAACAACAAAUUUUAAGUUGACAACCAAUCAAAAUGUUUUCCAAUAAAACUCAAACUUUAAUGAACAACUCGAAAAACAAGAACAUUGUUAAUGAUACCACUUUUGUUUUGGUAACAUUGUGUCCGAUUGGAAUUGUAUUGCAUAUAAUUGGCAUAUACUUACUUUUAAAGUCUAAAAAACUGAAAAUGCAUAAAAUUGACCGACUAAUCAUUUUUAAUUUAUCUCUUACAGAAAUACUGACAAAUAUAAUUCUUUUUUUCCUUGGUAUAUUGAAUUUUGCUAGAAAGCCACAUAAAACAUGGAUGAUAGUGUCAAUGAGAACUUUUAUAUUUGCAUAUUAUAUAACAACCGUCUUACUCACGAUUAAUCGUUUUCUUAUACUUUAUCUAAACGCCAAAUACUAUUCGUUUGUUUCAAAAAAGAAAGUGAUUUAUUGUUUGAUAACAUUUUGGAUUUGCAGUUUUUUAGUUGGAUUUUGGACAGCAAAUAUAAAAGCAAAAGAACACGCCAUUUUAGAUAUAACAUUUGAUGGAUUUAUAGCUAUUUUUUCUAUAUUUGUGUAUUGUUAUGCUCUAAUAUUGUCAAGAAAUAUGUCAAAUAAUAUAUCGCUAAUACAAAAUCGAAAAACAUUUUUAAAGUCGCUAAUACUACCGGCUAUGAUUGUAUCAACAUAUCUUGCACUUACUGCCAUACCACAUUUUAUUUCUGCACAUUAUGUUUUAAAAAAAGCAAAAGCAAACAAAAAUCUGGCACUAGCUUUAGAUAUUGUUUUGGUAUUAGCAUAUUGGAAAGAUGCCGUCAUUUAUUUAUAUACAAAUAAAUUUCGAAAGUAUUUUGGCUUGAUUUGUCGCAAAAAACUAAGUAAAAAGUUUAGCUUUCAAGAAAUACAAGAAACCGUGGAUUUGGAAAAACAUUUUUUUAUGCGGUCGCAAGAGGAAAAAAAAAAUUUUUCUUCAAACUCUAAUAAUUUUUUUGUUGAUUAAAAAGUUAUCUACACAAGAAGUUUCUGUUACUUAAAUAUUAUCAACGCAAGAUUUUUUGUAAAUUGAAACAUUAUUCUCGCAUAAUAUUUUUUCAU
Hydra vulgaris (swiftwater hydra) is the source of this 1354-nucleotide messenger RNA. RefSeq lists its product as uncharacterized. Gene Ontology annotation, cellular component: membrane. The record is from RefSeq and is a predicted model, not a curated record. NCBI's taxonomy places the organism in Eukaryota, Metazoa, Cnidaria, Hydrozoa, Anthoathecata, Hydridae.